AUGCAAUCCCUAAGGCUAUCAACUGGUCAGUGCUAUACAACAUCAGGCAGGGAAAGGAUGAGACCCAUCGGAGUUCUUGGACAGACUCAGGGCGGCAAUGAGACAAUACACACCCCUAGACCCGGCAACGGAAGAAGGAAACAGCACUUGCUAGGGUUAAUGAUGGGACAGAGUAACCCAGACAUCAGGAAGAAGUUACAAAAGCUUGAGCACCCAGCAAACAAAAAUCUAGAGAUACUGCUGAAUGAGGCAUGGAAGGUAUACAAUAAUAGAGAAGUUGAGGAGAAGAAAAAGGAGGACAGGAGGAUAGCUCGAGUAGUGGCUGUAGCAGUGGCAGCUCAGAGGACAGGUCACUCGGAACCUGGAACUAAGGGAAGAGGGGGACCGGUGGGCCGUACCCUAGCAGACCCACUGGUUAAAAUGGAGCUAGGGGAAGGUAAAAGGGAAUUGAACUUUUUGAUUGACACGGGAGCAACCUUUUCGGUUUUAAAUCAGGAAUUGGUACCUAAAAGUGAUGAAUUUGUACAAGUUGUGGGAGCAACGGGCCAACCAGAAAAGGCUUACUUUUUGAAACCUAUUAAAUAUAAAAUUGGGAAACAAAUGGGAAUUCACCAGUUCCUGUAUUUACCAAAUUCGCCAAAGCCCUUAUUGGGAAGAGACCUAUUGGAAAACCUGGGAGCCAUAAUAAAGUUCAACAAGGACAAAUUGGAAUUUCAAGUAAACGAUGAACAACUGAUUACAGCCCUAAGCCUAACAAUCAGUUGUGUAGAACCCAAACCUGAGAACCACAAUUUCGAGCGAAUCCUGAGCAAGACUUAUCCAUUGGUAUGGGCUACGGAUAUACCUGGAAAAUCAAAACGAGCGACACCGAUUGUUGUCGAACUUAAGGUCGGGGCAAGACCGGUGGUGGGAAAACAAUACCCUCUGAGGAUAGAAGACAGAAAGGGAAUUGAGCCCAUAAUCAAAAGGUUUUUAGAACUGGGGUUAUUGGUAGAAUGUGAAUCGGAUUUUAAUACACCGAUCUUGCCAGUAAAGAAACCUAAUGGAACGUAUAGGCUCGUUCAGGAUCUGAGGGCAGUAAACGAAAUAACCAAGACAUUGCACCCGGUGGUUGCUAAUCCAUAUACGCUUUUAACUAGGCUAAAGGAUAGCCUGGCCUGGUUCACCGUAUUAGAUUUGAAAGACGCAUUCUUCUGCCUUCCCUUAGCCCCCGAGAGUCAAAGGAUUUUUGCCUUUGAGUGGGAAUCAGUAGAGGGGAGAAAGACCCAACUUACCUGGACACGGUUGCCUCAAGGCUGGUCUAACUCGCCCACGAUCUUUGGGAAUCAGUUAGCCAAAGAAUUAGAACAAUGGGAAGGGCCGCCGGGAGAUGGCGCUCUCCUGCAGUACGUAGAUGACCUCCUAAUAGCGACAGAAACGGAGGAAGAAUGCAUUGAAUGGACUAUUUCCUUGUUGAAUUUCCUGGGUUUAAGUGGAUAUCGAGUCUCUCAACAGAAAGCACAACUGGUGCAAAAGGAAGUGGUGUACCUGGGAUACGAAAUCUCCAGAGGACAGCUCCUAGGAGCAGCCAGGAAAGAGGCCAUCUGCCAGAUGCCCAAACCAGAGACGGUGAGAGACCUGCGCGCCUUUCUGGGGAUGACAGGUUGGUGCCGGCUAUGGAUCUACCAGUAUGGGGUACUCGCUAAACCAUUGUAUGAUUUGCUAAAAGAAACCAAGAAUGUCCUAGUUUGGACUCCCGAGGCAGAAGGGGCCUUUAAGAGGCUGAAGCGGGAGCUGAUGAGAGCACCAGCCUUAGGUCUCCCAGAUGUGUCAAAACCAUUCUGGCUAUUUUCCCAUGAGCGGCAAGGGAUGGCCCUAGGAGUACUGGCACAGCAGUUGGGACCACACAAGAGAGCUGUGGCCUACUUCUCCAAGCGAUUAGAUGAAGUAAGUAAAGGAUGGCCAGGCUGUCUGAGGGCAGUGGCCGCAGUGAUAAUUAACAUAGAAGAGGCCAGGAAGUUUACGCUGGGCCAAAAGGUGACUGUGUUAGUAUCCCACACUGUGUCAGCUGUGCUGGAACAGAAAGGCAACCAUUGGUUGUCGCCUUCCAGAUUUUUAAAGUACCAGGCCAUCCUGGCUGAAUCAGAUGAUGUAACCAUUCAGAUAACUAAUAUUGUGAACCCAGCUUCAUUCUUAGAAGGAAGAGCUCCAGCAGAACCCAUCGAACAUGACUGCCUGGAAACAAUUGAAGCCGUCUACUCCAGUCGCCCAGAUCUCAAAGAAGAGCCGUUCGAAGACGCGGACAACUGGUUUUCAGAUGGCAGCAGCUUCGUGAGGCAAGGAGUAAGAAUGGCUGGCUAUGCAGUCACCACUACAGAGAAGGUAAUUGAGUCAAACCCCCUGCCUGCAGGGACUUCAUCUCAAAAAGCAGAGCUGAUAGCCCUGACCCGAGCCCUGGAAUUAGCAGAGAACAUGCAAAUUAAUAUAUGGACAGACUCUAAAUAUGCCUUUUCUGUCGUACAUGCUCAUGGAGCCAUCUGGAAAGAAAGAGGACUGUUGACUACACAAGGAAAAACAGUCAAACAUGCAGAAGAGGUUCUGCGACUACUGGAGGCGGUCCAACUCCCAACACAGGUGGCCAUAAUGCAUUGCAAGGGGCACUUGAAAGGCAAUACUAUUCCAGAAAUAGGGAACAGGAAGGCAGAUACAGAAGCUAAAUUGGCGGCCAUAAGAAAUAAGGAAGCGGAAAUAGCGGCCCUAAUACCAGGGGAGCUGGAUAUCAAUAUCCAGCCAGAUUACCAGGAAUCAGAUCAUAGGUGGAUUCAAAGGAAUAAGGGCAAAAUACUAGAAAAUGGUUGGGGUCGAUUAGAAACAGGACAGUUAGUGAUACCAGGAAACGUGAUGUGGCAGUUUGUGAAGGCAGAACAUGAAAAGGCCCAUUGGGGCCUAGAUUCGCUUUACCAAUAUUUGCAGACCAGAAUAGCAGGACCAAAAUUAUUUACUACUAUAAAACACGUUACGUCCCAGUGUGAACGGUGUCUGAGGAACAACCCAAACACAGGAACCAAAGUACACCUAGGAGCUAUAAACCGAGGAAAAGAGUUCAAAAGUUUAAAGAGGAAGACUCAUCGGAAAGACCCCGUCUAUGAUGAAGGCAACAGGAACGACCACCUGAAAAUUCCCCAAAAGAGAUGUCUCCACCUACGCUCCGCCCACGCUCCGCCUACACACACCCCAUAUGAAUAUGCAUGA
Molecule: messenger RNA, 3231 nt
Organism: Zonotrichia leucophrys gambelii
Lineage: Eukaryota; Metazoa; Chordata; Aves; Passeriformes; Passerellidae
Biological process (GO): proteolysis
Molecular function (GO): RNA-DNA hybrid ribonuclease activity; aspartic-type endopeptidase activity; nucleic acid binding
Source: RefSeq, a predicted model, not a curated record